UUGUCGCGCAGCCCCAAGAAAGUAUGGCGACGUGGGAGAGCGACAAGUUUCAAGAAGAUGAGGAUGCCGACAGUAUCGGGGACAAUUUCGACAAUAUCCUCGUGACGCACGAUCUGCAAGAUUGCCUGGACGACACUUUAGACCUGUCGAGCUUCGAGAAGGUCUACGAGCAGAGAGCGGUGUUUGAUUACGAGAGGUACUCCGACGACGAUGCUGCUAUCAAUGAGAGACCGAUACCCGCCGAUGACAACACGACCGGGUACAUCUAUCAUACAAUCAAUCCAGAUGAAACUUAUAUGCGAAUUCAUCAAGAGCAAGAUGAUGUAUUAUUUGAAGAUCAUACUUCUCAUGAAACUGCUACUAUUGAAACUACAGAUCCAGAUAAUAAUCAGAAACAUAUCAAUCGCUAUAAUUGUCAAUACGAAGGUUGCACCAGAACAUAUAGUACCAUUGGAAAUUUGCGUACUCACAUGAAGACACAUAAAGGCGAGUAUCGAUUUAAAUGCGCAGAGCCGAGUUGCGGCAAGGCCUUUCUCACGUCCUACAGUCUAAAGAUCCACAUUAGGGUACACACAAAAGUAAAACCAUUCGAAUGCAAUUACAAAGGCUGCGAGAAAGCAUUCAAUACCCUUUACAGACUGAGAGCUCACCAAAGACUUCAUAGUGGCAACACAUUCAACUGCGAAGAGACGGGAUGUGUUAAAUUCUUCACUACUUUAAGCGAUCUCAAGAAACAUAUACGUACUCAUACUCAAGAAAGACCAUACAAGUGCAGAGAGAAAGGUUGCGGAAAGGCUUUUACAGCUUCACAUCAUUUAAAAACACAUAAGAGAACACAUACAGGCGAACGACCAUAUAUUUGUACCUUCGAAAAUUGUAGACGACGUUUUACUACUCCUCACAGUUUAAAGAGCCACAUAAAAACGCAUAAUAAAACUGUGAAUAAUGAAAUGAAGGGUAAAGACAACAGAAAUGACGAUGCAACUAAGGAACAGCAAAAGUUAACUCAAUUAGAUUUAAAACUUGUGAAAGUUAGUGCGAGUGACACCAUUAUACCAUCAUAUGCUGUCAUACCAAUAUCUUCAGAGCUUGCACAAAAUCGUAAAAACAUAUCAUAUGUUUCUGCGAAAAAUGGUACAAUAGGACAAGUAGUCCCCUCUAAUGUAACAAUGGACAUUAUGAAUCAUCGCAAAUUGGACGUAAGACUCGAAUAUAUUUCUACCAAAGAUGUGGAAGAUUCAAAUAAUAGAACCGAAGUUGCGCUUCUCGCAACGGAUAUCAUGUUAGAUAAUUUUAACGAACACACAGUUGACGCUUUUAACAAUAAUGAGGAUUAUAAUAAAUUUAAAGUAUUUAAUCAAAUGACCGAAUCAAAUAUGCAACAUAAUAAUUUAACAGAUAUAGUUGGGCACAAAUCAGUUUCGUUAUCGGAAGUGCGUAGUGAUAGUAUUAAUAGACAGGAUCAAUCUAUCUCGAUAAAUUUAGGGCAAAAGAUUAUGCAAGACGGCUUGCAAAACGCAAUAACGCAUAUUUCGGAAGGAACAGAUUUCACAAGUGAUAUAAAACAGUACAAAAACGAAUCCGCCACUAUAUCUGACAAUGUAUUUGCAAACCAAUCGAAUACAGGAAGUACAGCCAACAACGAUGACAAUGUGUUAUAUAGUACCAAUUGUAUUACUAGUCAUAUUCCCGAUAUUAUAAGUUCUUCGAAUGAAACCCACCUUUUCGAGAAUGGAAUGGACGCUCUCUCGUUCAUCAAUGAUGCGACUUUACAAAGCGAAGACUCUCUCAACGCGGUUUCAAAUCAUGAUCCGCGCACAGAUACUGUCAUUACAAACGCGCAAUCGGAAGCUGUUGAACUCGCGAUAGCUACUGAGGAAGAAUUACCUUCACCUUGGAUAGAUGUUAUGGCACUGGCAACUGCACCCGCUUUGAGAGCACAAUCUUGGUCUGAGUUAAACGCUUUCCCCAUAGCAGUUCAUUCCUUGGUUGAUCUAGUAGGGCCAGAGCCUUAUCCACUCGAAAUAGAUUCUCAAUUGCCAUCUAUGGAAAAUUUGAGAAAUAUUAAUACAGUGAAUACGGAACAUAUUUUAGCAAACACUGAGAUAGUGCAGUGUCAAAAAGAUGCCGAACAUAAGAACAUAAAUAAUAUUAAGAACAAGAAAGAUAAUAGAAAUAUUCUGCAGGAGAUUACGGCAGAUGCUGAUAUAUGUAAAUGUGUCGAUUGCAAGUGCGAUAACUUACAAAAUUGUCAGAACUGUACAAAUAAUCCCGUCACGGAAGUUACCAAAAAAGAUACGAUAGAAAUCAUAGAUGACUUCGUGUCUUCCUUGCAAAGUGGAUGUUCCUGCAACAUCGAGUCCGGUGGUUGUGAUUCUUGCUGUGUUGUAAUUUGUCUAAAAACACUACAACAACUACAGAAAGUAUUUAGCAAUUGCUGCAAGAAUACUAACAAUACUACAAAUAUGUGUUGUAGAGAAAAAUUGCUACCAUCCUUAAUGAAAUAUCAACUAGCCAGAAACCCAUGAAUCACAACAUUUUCUUCAUUAACUAGUCACGCAAAGAAAAUAUAUUAUAUCUUCAUGUUAAUCCUUCUCUUUUCCUUAUAAAGAUGUGAUUUUAAUAGCUAAUAGCUUUAAAGAUGCCUUGGGCAAUUUUUUGCCUUUCAAAUGUUUUAUCUAGGACAAAUUGAGAAUAUAUGACUGUAUAUAUAUAUAUGUGUUAUAUCUAUAUUUAAUAGAAUCCUAUAAAUGAUUCUAUACAUAUGUUAUGUAAUUUGUGCCAAAUAUUUGUAGACUUUUUUACAAAAAAUGUUUAUGUAAACAAAAGUACUCUAUCGCAUAAUUUGUGAUAAUAUAAAUAAAGUGCCCACUUUGAAAUAUUAUUUAAAUGUAAUAUAAAAAAAGAGCUGAGAUGAAACUAAUGAUACACACAUACAGGAAUGCAAUCAAAUAAAUGCACAAUAUAUAAUUAUUUUUAUACAAUUAUGUUGAUAUGAACAAAUAAUGUUUUAUAAAUAUGAUAUGAAACUUUACAGUUUAUGCAAAAAUAGUCAUAUUUUUUUAUAUAUUUCAGUCACAAAUAUAUAUGCUGUUUCUUCCAUAUAAUAUUGGUUUAAAAUAUUGCUAGAGAACUUGUUAAAAAUAUGUGCAGUAUAUAUAUUAAUGAUAAUAUUAAUGAUUAUUAACGAUAAAUUAAUGAUAAAUAAUACCAAAAAUGAUAUAUAUAUAAUAUUUGUAUAUUUAAGAAUUUUAUUUAUUUAACAAUUGAAUGUAUUUUUUUCCAAAUAAUAUGUUAUGGCGUUAAUUCUAAGAAUAUUAUCCUAUUUUGUUGCUGUUUUAUGAUAUUUGCAAAAAAAACUUUUUGCAUAUCAAGAACUUUAUAUUCGUUGAGAUAAUUAAGAGGUGCCAAAUGUGAACACCAAAGUAUUUAUGAUGUUAUAAUAACAAUAACGCAGUACUAAGUUUCAGAUUUUAAAUAUUUGCUACUUUUUUUGCGCAUUAUCAUAAUAAUAAGUAGAUUGAAAAAAAAAUUUUUAACAGUUUUAGAGCGUGAAAAUUGUUAUGGCUGUUAUAUAAAUACUUGCAAUAAAAUCAAUGUACCUAAAUUGCUUAUAAAAGGCAGCAUAUUUAUUGUUAAUAAACAAAUAUUAAAACUAACAUUAAUAAUAAAUAAAGAAGUUUUAAUAACUA
Messenger RNA from Cataglyphis hispanica, 3692 nucleotides. Its product is annotated as zinc finger protein 148-like. The transcript has 5 exons. NCBI's taxonomy places the organism in Eukaryota, Metazoa, Arthropoda, Insecta, Hymenoptera, Formicidae. Gene Ontology annotation, cellular component: nucleus. Gene Ontology annotation, biological process: regulation of transcription by RNA polymerase II. Bases 24 to 2528 code for a protein of 834 amino acids. The record is from RefSeq and is a predicted model, not a curated record.